AUGGCAGCAACACAUCCACUCUAUAAUGAGUACCAAACCAGCUACUACAGCUCUUGCUACAACUAUUCGUCCCUUGGGCAAGAGCCAUUUAUUGCAAAUCAUUAUCAAACGGCUAUGCAGCAUACAAACAGUGACUCGAGUGUACCGCAGAUACAGCAACUACAAACUCCUCAAUACGCAUCGCAACAACAGCACGAAUAUCAUACUCCGCCAACAGCAUCAGCGAUUGGAUAUCCAUCCACGGGGCAGUAUUAUACCGAUGGACAAUUUAGCGCAACCCAGGUCAACGGCAAACAUCAUCAACAAAUGGAUCAGUAUAGCAAUCAGUUUGAUAGCUACUUUAGUUAUCCAUAUCAGCCUAUUGCACAUAAUAGUUCGUAUGGCUCACAAGGCCACGUAGGCGAACACUGGUUUAGAACAAAUGAAUCCGAAUACUUCAACGUCGGAGUGAUGGGGUGUAGUAAGAUUGGCGAAGCUGUCAAGGAACCAGCGAUGAAGAGAAAGUAUUCUGAAGACUUUGAUAAACAUGCGGAGGACACAUCAACAGUGGAAGGCAAUGACACAACGGACUCUCCUGCCUUGCGAGCGCUGCUUACUAAUCCGGCCAAAAAGCUGAAGUACAAUCCCCAUUACGCUAACGGCAUGAGGAAGAACUUGGUUCGUCGGGCUGGAGUAACGAUGGGUUGCAGUAAUGGUAUUCUUUCUCCUGCUGCCAGUGAUCGCAUCGUUCCCGAUAUUGUGCCAUUAUCACCUAACAAAACAGAUGAUAGUAUUGACAGCUUAUUGGAUAACACCUCAAAGCAAGGUGUUGAUACGACGCAGGGCGCAAACUAUACGCUGCACAAUCUAGGACAACCGACCACACCGAACUACGAUGGCGUUAGCACUCCGCCUCUUUCGCCAAAGGAUAUGGAAAGUGCUAUCUCAUCGCAAACGCGAACGGACCAGUCAUGGAACCAAAAUGGAGAUUCUGAAGAACACCCGAAAGAAGCAUCUAAACGAACUAGGCAGUCAUACUCUCGUCAUCAAACGCUUGAAUUGGAAAAGGAGUUCCAUUUCAACCGGUACUUGAAUCGAAGACGUCGUAUUGAGAUUGCGAACACCCUGAAGCUGACCGAAAGACAAAUCAAGAUUUGGUUCCAGAAUCGACGCAUGAAAGCAAAGAAGGAUCAUUCGUCAUCAACAAAUACACCGGAUCUGGCAUUGGAGGGUGACUUAUCGCAACCAUCUGCCGUACAAUCUCAACUUCCGAUCAGUAGUGAUCCGCGGCCUAUGUCGUUAAUUGCACCACCUACAACUAACCCUAUUCAUCACCUGGGAGGUCUUCAGUCAGAGCAACAUGCGUAUCAUCAUCCGCACCAUUCGCAGAAUCACUAUUACUACUCGCACCAGCUAUCGCCAAACGGGUUUCAGAACUCGAAUGCCACUUCCAGCGGAGCGUCGUACAAUCAUCAAUCGUAUCAAACGACUGGUAGAUAUAAUGCUUCGAGUUUUGUAUGA
Molecule: messenger RNA, 1500 nt
Organism: Anopheles moucheti
Lineage: Eukaryota; Metazoa; Arthropoda; Insecta; Diptera; Culicidae
Product: segmentation protein fushi tarazu
Exons: 2
Coding region: 1-1500 (499 amino acids)
Biological process (GO): negative regulation of transcription by RNA polymerase II; anterior/posterior pattern specification
Cellular component (GO): nucleus
Molecular function (GO): RNA polymerase II cis-regulatory region sequence-specific DNA binding; DNA-binding transcription factor activity, RNA polymerase II-specific
Source: RefSeq, a predicted model, not a curated record